AAGUCUGCUCCAGGCCCAUGUAAAUUUUGGUGGGAUCUCAUCCGAACAGGCCUGGACCUGGACUCCGGUCCAGGUUAUCCAUGCGGCGGAGCUCUCUUCGUCUCCCGUUCCCCCUAACGCGUGCGCUCCUUCGCCGACUGGGCGACCGCCGCCGCCGGCCUCGCCCAGGUCUCCGUCCGGCCCUACGACAGGUUCCAUCGGGCCCUUAGCCGGCGACAAGCACCACCAGGUGCACUUUCUCUAUUCAGAGACUGAUUAGGAGUUCGAGGAGCAAAUCAAUUCGUACCAAAUAUAACCAAGCUUACAUGGCUAAGCCAAGUGAUUCAUCACAUCAUGGAGUUGUGGACAAUAGCUCCAAUGGAUCCCAGGCUAGGCGUGAGGAAGCUGGGAAACUUGGUCCAUCGUGGUAUUUCAGUAGAAGGGAAAUAGAGGAAAACUCUCCAUCCAGGAGGGAUGGCAUCGAUUUGAAGAAAGAGUCUAGCAUUCGGAAGUUAUAUUGCAAGUUUCUACAAGAGUUGGGCAUGGCGCUUAAAAUGCCCCAAGUGACGAUUGCCACAGCAAUGGUAUUCUGUCAUCGUUUUUACCUUCGUCAAUCCCUUGCAAAAAAUGAUAGACGAAUAAUCGCUACUGUUUGUAUAUUCUUGGCUGGAAAAGUUGAAGAAACACCUAAACCUUUGAAGGAUGUCAUCGUGGUUUCUUACGGGAUUAUUAAUAAGAAUGAUCCUAAGGCUAGUCAGAGAAUCAAGCAACAGAAGGAAAUCUAUGAUAAACAAAAAGAACUUAUUUUACUUGGAGAGCGAGUUGUACUUGUAACACUUGGGUUUGACCUUAAUAUUAACCAUGCCUAUAAGCCCUUGGUUGAAGCAAUAAGGAGAUUCAAUAUUGAUAAAAGAAGUCCACUUCCUCAGGUUGCCUGGAAUUUUGUAAAUGAUGGGCUGCGUACUUCGCUUUGCCUGCAGUUUGAGCCUCAUCAUAUUGCAGCUGGUGCUAUCUAUUUGGCUGCUAAAUUUCUCAAAGUGAAUCUCCCAUCUGAUGGUGAUAAGAUUUGGUGGCAGGAUUUUGAUGUCACGCCACGACAACUUGAAGAGGUUAGCAGUCAAUUGCUGGAGUUGUAUGAGCAAAACCGUACAACGCAGGCACAAUCAUCACAGGGAAGUGAAGCGGAGGGGAGCUCUGCUGGUGUGUGUAAUCAACGUUCAACUGUAAAGUCUGAAGCGAACUCCAAGGAACCAUCUGCUCAUGGUCAUCUUCAGGCAUCCAGACCGCCAAAUUUGCAGCACUCGUCCUCAACAGGUGCUUCAGGUCACCAUGACGAUGGGCAGUCAAAUUCAGACAAGCAUAUUUCUGGCCACAAAAUGCUUCAAAAUGACAAUUUUAACCAUGGUGGUAGCAGAGAAAAGAACAAAAGUGGAACCAAAACUGGUACUGUUAUGGACAAAUUGCACAAUGACAAAAAGUUCUCGCCUGGACAUCAUUAUUCCAAGGCCAGCCAUGAGUCUCAUAAUCCAGUGGAAGAACAUCAACCACAUGGAUCAGAUGAUAAUUCCAAUGAAACAAGAGAUGGUGUUGGUGGCAAUGAAGCUCCUGUUGUGUCAACAUCCAGAAUGGAUGCGAUGAAUAAAAUUGACAAGGAUAAGGUAAAAGCAGCUUUGGAGAAGCGAAGGAAAUCGAAAGGUGGUUUUGCCACGAAGGUAAAUGUGAUUGAUGAUGAUGAUCUACUUGAGAGAGAGCUAGAACAAGGUGUUGAGUUGGCUGUUGAGUUUGAGAAGAUUAAUCAAGAUAAGAAGCAGAACUCGUCCGAUGGUAGCAUGCAUCCACCAGACCUUGAAAACGCUGACGAAUUAAUGGAGAAUGGCCACCAUGUCAAGCAGAGUCUACCAACGACAGCUGAAGACAUGGGCUGUCCGAUGGACAGUAAAGAACGACAUCCUCCAGCACUUCAUAAGCAAAAUGAUGUUUCUGAGCACAAGUCACAGCAGCUUGAUGACACAUUGAAACACCAAAAGAGCUGUGAUCAUCCUCAACCUGUAGGAAGCCCUGAGCAGGAUGGAAAAGACUACAAGAGGCCUAAGCUUGACGGAUAGGUUUAUAUAUAUGAUUUUGGAUGGGUUUUCUGGAAGCUGACAAGCAAUUUGGUGCCGGAUUCAUUGUAUGAUGACGUAUACAUGUUGAUGAGCACGUGUCUUCUUCGCUGGUGCCUGAAGAAGUGAAGAUGCCGCGCCACAAAAUUGCUGUGCUGCGGAGAGCACCAAGAUGAUGCGCCCCACAACUGAUUGCAGCUUACAGUUUGAGGAAAGUCGGGCAGCAAUUAUUGUUAGGUUCCAACAAACAUUGGAAUAUAAUAUAUAUAUGAACGAAACAUGCUGUCGCGCUUCUGGUAUCAGCUGCAUUCGUUUCUUGUAUGUAAUGUUCUGGUUAAAGCGAUGGAAAGGUUUUAUCAAGGUCGCAAAUAUUAAUGCAGCUUUCCAUUUCUGGGUUUACAUAUUUUUCAAAUUAAACGGUUUACUUUUUUAUGUC
Zea mays is the source of this 2517-nucleotide messenger RNA. RefSeq lists its product as uncharacterized. The coding region runs from base 306 to 2084 and encodes 592 amino acids. The transcript is spliced from 7 exons. NCBI's taxonomy places the organism in Eukaryota, Viridiplantae, Streptophyta, Magnoliopsida, Poales, Poaceae. The record is from RefSeq and is a predicted model, not a curated record. Gene Ontology annotation, molecular function: cyclin-dependent protein serine/threonine kinase regulator activity. Gene Ontology annotation, biological process: regulation of transcription by RNA polymerase II.